Messenger RNA from Brassica oleracea var. oleracea, 1185 nucleotides. RefSeq names its product F-box/kelch-repeat protein At2g22050-like. The record is from RefSeq and is a predicted model, not a curated record. The coding region runs from base 1 to 1185 and encodes 394 amino acids. The transcript has a single exon. Gene Ontology annotation, molecular function: protein binding. Lineage: Eukaryota; Viridiplantae; Streptophyta; Magnoliopsida; Brassicales; Brassicaceae.
AUGUCUAACUCCAACGCCAUAGAGCCAGAGAAAAAACACACUACCCAUCCUCCUCCGCCACAUUCCCUUUCUUCAUUGCCUGAUGAUAUCGUUUUGAGUUGCUUGGCCCGCGUCCCAAGAAGCUAUCACCUAAACAUCUCUUGGGUCUCAAAAAACCUAAGAGCCCUUGUUCGCUCGCCGGAGCUCAACUUCUUGCGAUCCACCCUCCCCAAGAACUCCAUCCAUGUAUGUUUGGAAGAAGAAGAGGACCAUGACGAGGACGAAAACCACUCAUCCUUCCACUGGUUUACUCUCAACGAAAUAUCAACUACAGCUAUGACGAUGGAGUAUGGGUUAGUUCCGAACCCAACUCCCUUCCCUCCUCAUCCUAAGUACGGUUCUUCAACCGUGGCAGUGGGGUCAAAGAUCUUCUUCAUUGGUGGUGCUACAGAACCUUCCAAGGAUCUAUGGAUCCUUGAUACCCGAUCUGGGAACAUGACUCAGGGACCAAGCAUGACCGUGGCUCGAAAACAGCGCAAAGCAGCUGUGGGAGUGAUCGAUGGGAAGAUAUACGUCAUCGGAGGUCGACACUUCUCCUUCUCCGAUGGAAGGUUUCAUGAAGAGGUCCAAGUUGAAGUUUUUGAUCCAAAGUCGGAGACUUGGGAGCUUGUGGGGCAGGAGAGGGUGCAUAAGGUUUCACGGUGUAGUGCCUCAGUUGAGGGGAAGGUUUUUAUGGUGGAGUACAAGAGGACAAGUGUGUACAAUCCGAGAGAAGGUAAAGGAGAACGGAUGGUUCAUAUGGUAAGCCAGAGACUCGAACGUGGACGAAAGGAUAUGUUAAAUGAUUCAGCGUUUACUGUGUGUGUGGUGGAAGAUGUUCUCUUUGCUUUCUUUAACCGGACUGGAUUGAUGUGGUUUGAUACAAAGCUUAAUGUGUGGAGAAAAUUGGUUGGUCGUGAUGGGAAGGAACUACUACCCUUUGUCUUACGUGCGCAUGCCAUGGUCGAAUACGAGGGAAGGCUUGUGGUUUUGUGUAUGUUGGCUGAAAAGGAAGUUCAUGACCCCGUUACCAAGAGUGUUCGGUGUAUGUUUGUCUCACUGGACAGAGCUGGAGACUUGAUUUGUGGGACGAUCCAUUGGUCUGGUAUUUUGGGUACAGUCCCAUAUUCGUUUCAUUUUCUGCAUUGUUUAGCUGUUUCCGAUUGA